CCAUAAAAUGUAGUUAUAAAUGGUGACUUUUUAGAGAUAAAUAAAAGUUACCAAUUUAAUGUUGAUAAUUUAUCAUCGCUAAAAUGUUACAUAUAUGUUGACUUUUUAGUAUUAUUCAAAAGAUAGCAUUUUAUUGUUAACAUUUUACUAACAAUUUUGGGUUAACAUUUUGCUAAUAUUAUAGUAUUUCAUUUUGUUAUCAAUUUGUUGACAUUUAGAUGUUUUCAACCACAAAAAAGGCGGUAAACGCUGUACAAGCCGCCAUUUCGGAUAUAUAUAUAUAUAUAAACGCUCGAGUGUGAUGUGAACAACAUAACCUAAUAUUAUUUUGUCUUUUAAUUACUGUGAAAUAAUUUAUAAUAUAAUUUAUAGCUAUUGAUUAACAAUACUCAACGGUUCAUAAAAGGUAAAAUUUUAUAUAUAAGUAUGGAAAAUUUUCGACAGCGGAUACGAAAACCGCUUGAUUUGCUUGGACCACGACAACUAAAACGACGUACGCAACAAAUACUUGCACUGGAAUAUUUGUUAUCUAACUUAAAUAAUAAUAAUAAUAAUAACACUAACAUUAAUAUUUACAACAAUAACAAUAACGACAACGACCAUGACGACGAUAACAGUAGCCGCGAUUCAGACGUUUCAGAUGAUCCUAGCCGUUUUUCAGGAGCUGUCGAUCAAGCUAAUGAUGAGCCUUUGCCAUUGAUUGAUGGGCUUAACUUUUUUGAUCAACCAGUAACCCGAUCAGAGUAUUAGUUACUUAAUUUCCAUGUAAACAAUCAAGUUGCUAGUGGUGAUAAUGAUUCGAUUCUUACUGAGUUCAUAAAAGAGUGGCAUGUUAAAAAUAAAAUCACACGUGAAGCGACUGACGAACUUUUACGCAAACUUCAAUCAUAGUCUCAAGAACAAUGUUUCUAUGCAAAAUGAAUUUAAAGACAUGAUACGGAAAGCUGGUGGUCGCAAUGUACAAAAAGCCACUCGUUUUGCAUUGGAAUCAUUCAUUUCUGAUGAGUUGGCAAAACAAGUGACAUGGUCCGGAUUACACAGUGAGAUUAAAAUCUCAGCAUGUUUCUUCGUAGAAAUUAUUAGUGAAAUUUUAUUGAGCACUUUGAACGUUACAAAACCUGAUGUUGAACAUCAAAUGAAAGCCUGGUUUCAACGCGGUAGUGACCGAGCCAAUAAGAAUACCGAUCCUACAAAUGGUUCUGUCAAAAAGCAAAAAGUUGCCAAAUAAUUUGUAGUUACGAUCUUUAUAUUUACAAGUUGUUUUCAAAAAACUUUUUUUUAAUAGUAUAAAGAGUUUUCUGUUCUCUAAGCCUAAAUUAAUGAUCUCAAAACAUAAAAGUAAGCUUAUCAGAUAAAAAUAAAACUAUAAGUUAGUGUCACCAGUGCGCUAGUCACAACAACUAGUCUUGAUAUUAAGCUCACAAUUAUUAUUACUAUUAUUGUUAUUAAUAUAAAACCUAUGAAUGUUGUAAAGAAAUUGUUAAUAAAUUUAAGCAUUCCAAUUAUAAAAAA
This is a messenger RNA of Microplitis mediator, 1512 nucleotides long. RefSeq lists its product as uncharacterized. NCBI's taxonomy places the organism in Eukaryota, Metazoa, Arthropoda, Insecta, Hymenoptera, Braconidae. The record is from RefSeq and is a predicted model, not a curated record. The transcript has 3 exons. The coding region runs from base 830 to 1228 and encodes 132 amino acids.